GUUUUAAUGUGAGCGAGUAUGACAGCUCUUAUGUUAGUUGGAUUUGUGAUUAAACGCUUCGAAAUGAAGCUCUCCUGCCCUCUGAUCUGUGGGCUCCUUUUGUCCUUCAUUUGCUUCAGAGUUUCAAGUGAGGAUCUGUCUGUGAUUCAGAGUCCAUCCAGCAUCACUGUGGAUGAAGGACAAUCUGCUCGAAUCAGCUGCUGCUGGAGUGAAACCGUAGGGAAUGCUAAAGUUGCUUGGUACAUCAAUGAGGCAAAACAAAAGCAGGAUCCCCAAGAACAUACAACACAGAACUGUACAGCUCUGAACCUCACAAACAUACUUAAAAAUGCUUCAGGUCAUUAUGUUUGUGAAGUGAUUCAAGACAUACCAAUCCUGCUUCAGAAGAAUGGUAGUGGAACAGUCAUAACUGUCAAUGACAUACUAAUAGAAACUACAACAACUGUCAAUGUUCACACACUUUCAAACCCAGCAGCGGGUGAGUAUAACAUGUUACUGAAAACAUAUUGUUCUGUGUAGCAGUUAGUCCAUGUUGUCUGGAUGUGUUGAGUCAGGGAUCAUGUGGAUGAUUUCGGUUUCUCAAUGUCUUUUGUCAUUCUCUGUUGUCUGUGUCUAAUAAAAGUGCAUAAUAUGUUAAUAAUAUUUUAAAUGUAUAAUAGUUUCCUAAAUUAACAAACAAUUUGUAAAAUGUCAGAAUUAAUAAUCGUCAUUAUAAUUUCUCAUUAAAGUAAAGCCAGAUGUCCAGACAAAUC
Molecule: messenger RNA, 752 nt
Organism: Carassius carassius (crucian carp)
Lineage: Eukaryota; Metazoa; Chordata; Actinopteri; Cypriniformes; Cyprinidae
Exons: 3
Coding region: 19-519 (166 amino acids)
Source: RefSeq, a predicted model, not a curated record